Molecule: messenger RNA, 681 nt
Organism: Rosa rugosa (rugosa rose)
Lineage: Eukaryota; Viridiplantae; Streptophyta; Magnoliopsida; Rosales; Rosaceae
Exons: 1
Coding region: 1-681 (226 amino acids)
Source: RefSeq, a predicted model, not a curated record
AUGAGGGUAGUCAACAAAGUUAGUGAACUGAUUUCGGCGACGGGAGUUUGGAAUGAUGCUCUGAUCAGAAGGUUGUUUGGUAGGGAGGAAGCAGAGAUCAUACUAACAAUUCCCCUCAGCCGUAGGACGAUGCCUGACAGAUUGGUGUGGAAGUUGGAAAAAAACGGUGAGUUUUUCGUUAAAACUGCUUAUCGUUUUUCGUUUUCUCAUUCUUCUAGUCGUAUUCCAUUUACUCUUAGUGUGAAUGAGAGCUUUUGGAAGAGAGUUUGGAAGGUGUUGAUUCCAAAUGCAGCAAAGGUUUUUGCUUGGAGGGUGUGUCAUGAUAUUCUGCCUUCACUGGAAAGAUUAGCUAUGAGGCAUGUUCAGGUGGAUUCUCAAGGAUGUGUUUUGUGUGAGGGUAGUAGCGAGUCAACUCUACAUCUUUGUAGAGACUGCCCGUUUACAAGACAAGUGUUACAAGGCCAUGUGAUGCUACAGCGGACCUGUUUUGCUCCCCAAGUUGAGGAGUGUGAUUUGUUGACAUGGUUUAAUUACUGUGUGAAGUCCUUGUCUCUUACAGAUUUGGGUACAUUGAUAUUCUUAUUAUGGAGUAUUUGGAAAGAAAGAAAUUCACGGGUUUGGGAAGGAAAGAAAGCUUUGGCUUGUGAUGUUAUGCUUAGAGCUGCUGCUCGUCUGCAAUAA